Cylindrotheca closterium is the source of this 3924-nucleotide messenger RNA. The record is from the annotation of a GenBank genome assembly. NCBI's taxonomy places the organism in Eukaryota, Bacillariophyta, Bacillariophyceae, Bacillariales, Bacillariaceae.
AUGAGCAUCAGUCCUCUAGGUUCCAAAGCCUCCAUAGCUGAAGCGGUAGCCAUCACUGAUGAUACGGAGAAUGAGGACAACGAUGAUUUGCUAAUCAGGAGUGAGCAAUCGAGAAUCAGCGAGACUUCUGAAAGUAGAAGGAGGAGUGGCCGCAGCAGAUCGGGAUCCAAGGGUCGCAAGAGCUCGCAUAAGAGAAGCAGCGGAAGCAGUCAUCACCCUAGACGGCGCACCAAGCAGUCACACUCUCCCAUGCGAUCUUCCUCACGCAGCGGAGGGAGUUGUAGCAGCGGUGAUCAAAUGCUGUUUACUGAUUCAGAUGAAGAGGAAUAUUAUGCGAAAGAAAGCAUUAGCAGGUCUUCUCGAACGUCUCCCAAGCCAGACAAGAGAGGUGCCAGCAUUAAGAGCUUUUACGACGAUGACGAUGAUGCUAAGCCUAGAGCAAAGGGCUUGAGGCAUCAUUCAGAACAUUCACCGAAACGUUCUCCUAAACAUUCUCCUAAUCCGAGCAAGGGUAGCAUCAGUUCGAGACAUUCGGAGCAUUCUCCUAAACGGACCAGUUCGAGGCAUUCAGAACAUUCUCCGAAACGUUCCAGUUCGAGACAUUCGGGGCACUCUCCUAAACGGUCUCCUAAGAAGGACUCUUCUACUCGGAGCAAGGGUCUUACUGCCAGUUCAAGACACAGUACUGAAGAUUCAACGGCCACGCAAAAGGCAAUUGACGAAGCCAACAGGAGACACAGUUCGGAUCUUGUCUUGACAUCUUGGCACAGUCGAAGCAGUAGGAGUAAUUCCAGUUCGAACAACAGCACUGAAUCACCAAAUGGGGAGCCAAAAGCUAGCGGUGCCUCUCGAGGUUCCAAAACAAGCAGGUCCUCCAAACAUAAUCAGAGUUCGAAACGGUCCCUCCGAUCCAAUGGUAUGGAAUUCGCCAGUCCAUCGGGACAAAGCCGAAAGAGUGCUGGCUCUGCUAAAAGUGCUGACAUUUUAUACGGAGAUGAAGAUGCCAAGGCCAAAGGUAGAGGAUCAGGAUCAGGAGGAUCAAAACCCAGGUCCCUCACCCCUGGUAUCGAAUUCCUUAGUCCCUCUGGACAAAGUCGAAAGAGUGCUAGCACAUCUAGAAGUGCCGGCACUUCCAAGAGUGCGGAUCUGCUUUACGGAGAUGACGAUGUCAAGGCCAAAGCCAAAGCGUCACGAAAUUCCAGCCGAAGUAGAUCUCCCAAACCUGGUUUCGAGCUCAUGAGCCCAUCUGGACACCGCAGCAGCGGCAAGGCUUCCAAGAGUUCCCGGAACAUUGCCCUAUUGUACGGGGAAGAGGAUGAUGAUGCCAAGGCCAAAUCCAAGGCAUCCCGGAGCUCGAAACAAUCCCUCAAGCCUGGUAUGGAGAUUGUCCCUAAUACAAUUGGAACAAGCAUGAGUACCAUAAGCACUGCUCCAACCUCACAAAUUUUGUAUGGAAUGAGUAGUGAGCAUAGCGAUUCCAUCAGUGCUGCCCAUAGCAAGGAAUCUAACGGCACCAAGAGUACGGUCGAGAUCUUGUACGGAGGAGAGGAUGCCGAUGCCAAGAUCAAGGCAAGGCGAUCCCGAGGCUCUGGUAGACCCUCCCACCACAAUCCUGGGGUGGAACGCGUGACCGAAACCGAAUCCUCCUCUGGCCAUUCCACGAGGAGUACGACUCCACCUGUGGAUGGACCAGUGGUUACAGGCAUGAUGAUCAACGAUAACUCUGCUUCGUUCAGGACGGCACCCAAGAACAACUCUGUUGUUGUCAAUAAUGCAACUGUGCCGUCGAAUAAGAAGAAAAGGUCGAAAAGGAGAAAUCGAUUUUCCUUUAUCAAGUGGACCCUUUUGGCGUGUAUCGUCCUUGUGCUUGUGGUCGGUGGUGGAAUUAUAGCCUAUCUUGCUCUCCGAAAUGGAGAUGAGGAUGCUGUUCAAGGUGCAGAAGCUCAAGAUGUCGAUUCCCAAGAUCCCAACGCCAACACACCUGAAGCACCAGCCGGUGCCCCAAGUGGUAUCAUUACUCCCACAGCGCCACCAACAAACAAAAAGACUCUGGAUCCACCAAGCGCGGAAGACUGUGCCGCCAUUAUGAAAAACCAGACCAUUGCAGGAGGAGGAAACAACCCGGCCAACUGGAAGGCCAACAUUCAGAUCAAUGUAAAGGGCGAAACUGGCAUGACCGAUGAAAUGGUCCAAGAGUUAUUGAAUUCUAUCCAAGAACUUUUGCUUCCGUCCAUGGCUGGUUGCACUAGCAGCAGUGAUGAGCGAAAGUUGAUUCGAACAGGAGCAUCAUUCUCAUCUCGACAACUACAAGUGGUCAUUGAUGAUUCUUCUCGAUUUGCAAUUCUAUAUGCCUUUGUCAAAGGUGAAGUCCAACAAGAUGCAGUUUGCGUGGACACGGCGACUCCCGAGUUGUGCUACAUUGUCCUUGUGGAGUUCUUCAUAUACUUGGAUGCUGAUAUUAGUUCGGAUGAACUUGGGGAUAUCCUAAUGGAGGAAUUGGAAGACGGCAACGACAUUGUAUCCAAAUUGAACCUCGGUGACUGGUUCCUUUCGGCGAAUGUUACAAACAUCACUGAUGUGACACAAGCUGCUGAUGCUUCAUCUAUGUCUCCAACGGAUGCUUUCGCUGGGUCAAGAUCGCCAAGCAAGAGUCCAACAAUGUCUCCUACAGUUCUAUCACCAACCAAAGUUCCUGAUAGUCCUACGGCGGUGCCUGUGUUGGAACCAACAGGCACACCCACAGACAUUCCUGCAGAAGGAACUACGUCGACUCCCCUUCAAACUCCUUCCGCAAUGCCAACGGACGUUACAAGUUCCUCGCCUUCUACAAUGCCAUCGGAGUCGCCAUCCGAGACUCCGAGCUCGUCACCAUCUUCAUCUCCAACAUCCAUGCCUGUGGUCGGACCAUCGCCUCCACCAACAGCAUUGCCGACAGCUUUCCCUUCGGAAGCACCAUCCACAAAGCCAUCGAUAGCGGCAAGUUCCUUCCCAACCAUCAGCGCCAGUGCGUUACCCAGUGCGGCACCCACUGUGGUUGGUUCCUCGGCUCCUUCGACUCCACGUCCAUCCAGUGCACCUUCGGUAGCACCUGUUAGUUCAAGCCCAUCGUUCAAUCCUACAAUCCCGGCACCAUCGGAUCCUCCUUCACAGACUAUCACUCACUUUCCGUCAUUUGCACCAAGCCUGGCGCCUACUGCGAUAUGCUAUUGCAUGGAUGAAACAGCGGACUCUGCGCCUUCCUGUGACGGAACCGUGGCAAACCAUGAGAUUGGCUGCGAGAGCUGUAUCGGUGCCUAUAGUUGCUCCAUGAUGCAAUCCAAUCCCAACUCGAAUCCAACGAUUGGCAUCAGUUCUUGCCAAGGAGAAAGCGCCUGUGGCUGGGCAACGGUGAUUUCCAUUGGAGAUAACAGUUGUCACGGGCUCUACACUUGCGAAGGGCGACUAAUCGAGGCAGGUUCUGGUAGCUGUACCUCGAACUAUGCUUGUACGGCGGAUUUCUGGGGAUCUACAGUGAGCACACUGUCCGCUGGUGGACAGUCUUGCAAUGGUGAAUACAGUUGCUACUCCCACGAGCUCGUUGCGAGAUCACAGAGUUGCAAGGAUACCUAUGCCUGUGCCGGGCGCGCAAAAAUGUUUGUUGCGGACAAUGCCUGUCAAGGGAACAAUGCCUGCAGUGGUGCAGUAUUCAGUAGAGGCUCACUAUACCAGGCACAAACGGAGACAUCCUACUUUGGCAACGGUAGCUGUACUUGCCCAACCUGCUGUACCUGUAUGAUUCGAGUCGUAUCUGGUCGCUGUACCACUCUCGGCGAGUGCUGUGAUAUUGAUGAUCCAACUUUGAAGGCAGCUGGAGUCCAAGAUAAUACAGAAGAGGAAAUGAAAAAAGAUCUUGGAGUACUUUAUCUUUCUUCACUGUUUGCGUAA